UUCAUUUUUCAUUUUUCUUGUAUACAAAUACGAGAUUCCAUUCUUCCUUCUACACCCAUUUUCCCAAGGCUGAAGAUUCAAAUGCGUGGCUCUGAAAUUUUUGUUGCUCUGUUUCUUCUGGCUGCGGCUGCUGUUCAUCAAGCUCAUGGGUGCGAUUAUUUUGAAGGGCGGUGGGUGGCCGACUCGUCGUACCCUCUUUACGACGCGUCGUCUAGUUGUCCAUUUAUAGAGAAGGAAUUUAACUGCCUCGGAAAUGGCCGCCCCGAUCAGCUCUAUCUCAGAUACCGAUGGCAGCCCUCUCGCUGCCUCUUGCCAAGAUUCAAUGGUGGAGAAUUCAUGAGGAAAUUCAGAAGAAAAACCAUAAUGUUCGUGGGAGACUCGUUGAGUUUGAAUCAGUGGCAAUCGCUCACGUGUAUGCUCCACAUGUCUGUUCCGCAAGCUACUUACACUCUUACUAGAAUCGGAGGAUUGUCCAAAUUCAUAUUUCCCGAAUACGAGUUGAAGAUCAUGUUCCUUAGAAAUGCAUUUCUGGUGGACAUUAUAGGCACGAGAAUGGGGAGAAUCCUCAAACUCGACUCCAUUGAGACUGCAAAUACGUGGAAAGAAGCUGACGUGUUGGUUUUCAAUUCGUGGCAUUGGUGGCUGCACACUGGGAGAAAGCAACCAUGGGAUUUGAUUCAAGAUGGUGAAGGCACGUACAAGGACAUGAAUCGUGUGGUUGCGUUUGAGAAAGGGCUGACAACUUGGGCUCGAUGGGUGGACCAAAAUGUGGAUCCUGCCAAAACCAGUGUCUUCUUCCAAGGCGUCUCCCCGGACCAUUCCGAUGGGAGUUUGUGGGGUAAGGCUGGAGGGAACUGCGGCGGAGAAACGAGGCCAUUGGGCGGCCCCGAGUACCCGGGGGGCCCACAUCCGGCGGAGGUGACGGUGGAGAGAGUGCUGCAGCGGAUGAGGAAGCCAGUUUAUUUGCUGAAUAUCACCACGCUGUCGCAGCUGAGAAAAGACGGCCACCCCUCCGUCUACGGCCACGGCGGCCACAACGACAUGGACUGUAGCCACUGGUGCCUCGCCGGAGUUCCGGAUACUUGGAACGAGCUCUUCUACGCAGCUCUCCUCUCAAACAACCAACAACUUUAAUAUUAUAUUAUUGCAAAUUUUAAAAAAAACAAACAAUCCCAAAC
Messenger RNA from Momordica charantia (bitter melon), 1178 nucleotides. Its product is annotated as protein trichome birefringence-like 43. NCBI's taxonomy places the organism in Eukaryota, Viridiplantae, Streptophyta, Magnoliopsida, Cucurbitales, Cucurbitaceae. Gene Ontology annotation, molecular function: O-acetyltransferase activity. Gene Ontology annotation, cellular component: Golgi apparatus. The record is from RefSeq and is a predicted model, not a curated record.